GCUGCAGUAGGUGAGUUUUCAAGCAGACACCAUGUGCACUGGGAAGUGCUCCCUCUUCAUUGCGAUUACACUCUACCCUCUGGUUCUUCUGUCCAUCAUCUGCAACAUUUUGCUGUUCUUCCCUGGCUGGUCCACCCAGUAUGUCAAAGAAGGACACAUCACUGAUGAGGUGAAGUACAUGGGGGGAUUCAUCGGAGGUGGUGUUCUGGUGCUGAUCCCUGCACUGUACAUUCACUUGACUGGAGAACAAGGUUGCUGUGCAAAUCGCUUUGGGAUGUUCUUUUCCAUCAUAUUUGCGGCGGUGGGCGCUGCAGGAGCCGUGUACAGCUUCAUCGUGGCAAUGCUUGGCUUCUCUAAUGGACCUCUCUGCAAAACUGUCAACGGCAUUUGGGAAACCCCUCUUAAAGAAGGCAACCCGGAACAUUUGUUAAAACAUAUGUGGGACAAAUGCGAAGAGCCGAAAAACGUGAUUCAGUUCAACAUGGGUCUGUUCGUCACCCUGAUGGUGGCCAGCAUUCUGCAAGGGAUUCUUUGUGCCAGCCAAGUUAUCAACGGCCUCAUCGGAUGCAUCUGUGGAACCUGCAACAAAGAGUUUCAGCAACCAGCCAGCAUGUGUACUGGAAAGUGUUCCCUCUGCAUUGCAGUGACUCUGUAUCCUCUGGCUCUCAUAUCCAUCAUCUGCAACAUUGUGCUGUUAUUCCCUGAUGGGGACCUCAAAUACGUCCAAGAUAAACAUAUUACGGAUGAGGUGUAUUACAUGGGGGGAAUCGUUGGAGGAGGACUAUUGGUGCUGCUCCCUGCGCUUCACAUCCACCUGACUGGCAAACAGGGCUGCUGUGGAAAUCGCUGUGGGAUGUUCCUGUCUAUCUUGUUUGCUGCGGUUGGCGUUGCCGGCGCCCUGUACUGCUUCAUAGUGGCUGCCGUUGGCUUGACGAAUGGACCCUACUGUAAAGUGUUACUGGUUUGGACGCGGCCUUUCAAAGACCGUGAAGACAGUUACCUGGGCAAUAGUUCGAUCUGGAACACGUGCACGGAGCCUGAGAACAUCGUCGUGUUCAACAUUGGACUCUUCAGCACUCUGAUUGUGACCAGCGGCCUGGAGAUGAUACUCUGUGCUGUUCAGAUGAUCAACGGGCUCAUCGGCUGCCUGUGUGGGACCUGCAUGAGGAAGGAAACAGAGAUGAUCUGAAGUGCCUUAAACGAGCAGCAGCUGUGAGGUUGUGAUGGGCGCCCCCUGCUGUUCAGUUAAAAGCUGACAGCUAAGUAAAGGCUGCAGGGAGUAUUGCUCUGAAUGGAAUUUGUUUUUUGUUUUGUUUUUUAAAUUUUUUGCCUAUUUUAUGCUUCUUACAUUAUUAGCUCCAGUGAUCAUAGAUGCAGUAGAGCCUUCUAAAGGUUUAUUCUAAAAUACAAUGUUAUUAAAAUAAUAUUUUUUACUAUUGUUCUGUUUGGAAGAAAGGACUUAUUUUCUGCUCUAGUCCAGAUUCAACAUUUUAUCACUUAAACGAGGUAAACUCCUAAGAGGCAGAGAAUCUAACACAUUAACAUUCUGAGCUGUAUGACGGUUUGAUUUUAUCUGCAUGUGCAAAGGUGCUGCUUUAAAGAAUUCUGGAACACAUCAGUUAACCCUGCUCAAUGAACCAAGAUAAUCAUUUGGCUUAAAUUUCUUUUUAUUUUUACAUUUUAAUGUUUUACACACAAACCAGAACAACUGUGGUAAAAGAAAUAUUAUGUAUUUUUUUAGGCAGCUUUAAAACAUAUUUUUGUAAUUGCAAUUUGUCAAAUAAAGAAAUUGUAAAAUCUGA
Messenger RNA from Cyprinodon tularosa, 1802 nucleotides. RefSeq lists its product as uncharacterized. The record is from RefSeq and is a predicted model, not a curated record. The coding region runs from base 32 to 1189 and encodes 385 amino acids. Gene Ontology annotation, cellular component: membrane. The transcript has 9 exons. NCBI's taxonomy places the organism in Eukaryota, Metazoa, Chordata, Actinopteri, Cyprinodontiformes, Cyprinodontidae.